AUGAAAUUACGUUUUUACAAUUUUUUCUUAAUAUUAUAUUUUUUUUUAUGUAUAUGCUAUGGGAAAAAAGUACUUUUUAUUAAUAUUUUAAAUGGAAUAAAUGUUAAUUAUAAUAAAAAGCAUAUAAAUAAGAACGUUUCUUAUAAUGACAAUUUUUCAAAUCAAGCAUUAUUUUUAAAUAAAAAUGUAACACAACAAAAUAAAACAAAAGAAAUUAACCCUGUAAAAGUUGAUGAAACAAAUGAAAAUAUAUUAAGGCAAUAUAUAUAUACCUUGUCACAUUUAACUAUAUUUGAUACCGAUAGAGAAAAAGAUAUUCCUUUAAAUAUUUCUUUAUUAUUAAAAGCUUGUUUAGCUUCUCAUAAUUAUAUUAAAAAUGUUGAAAUAUAUACCUCUCAAGUGCAAAAUAAAGAAGUGUGCUCAUUUAUAUAUGAAAAUUCAAAAGAUUUUGAAAACUUUUUUAAUAUACAUGUCUCAAAAUAUAGUGAAUUUUUUAAUAAUCCAAAGAUAAGUGAAACUUUAAAAUUAUAUAUAAAUGAUAAAAAUUUAUAUGAAAAUGAAUUAGAAAUUUAUAAUAAAAUAAAUAAAAAUACCACGUUAAGAAAAGAUAUUUUACAAGAUAUCUUAUUUGAGUGUAUAAGAACAAACAAAAUUGUUCAAUAUUCUCUUGCAGUCAAUAAAUUUAACUUAUUUUCUUAUCAUACAUUAUCAAAAGUUUUUAUGUAUUUCAAAAGUAAUGAUCUUUAUUAUGAUAUAUUUUUAAAUAAUAUUAAAAAAAUAAAAUACUAUUAUGGGACAAAAAAUAUAAAAGAAGAAGACAAAAAAAAAAUAUACAGUAUUAUAGACAAUUAUUUAUACAUUUUAAAUUAUAUGAAUGAAAUGUUUGAAAAUGGCAAUAUUUUAUAA
Plasmodium gallinaceum is the source of this 906-nucleotide messenger RNA. It is a transcript of the gene PALM, whose product is annotated as liver merozoite formation protein, putative. The transcript has a single exon. The record is from RefSeq and is a predicted model, not a curated record. Lineage: Eukaryota; Apicomplexa; Aconoidasida; Haemosporida; Plasmodiidae. The coding region runs from base 1 to 906 and encodes 301 amino acids.